Messenger RNA from Xyrichtys novacula (pearly razorfish), 5805 nucleotides. NCBI's taxonomy places the organism in Eukaryota, Metazoa, Chordata, Actinopteri, Labriformes, Labridae. The record is from the annotation of a GenBank genome assembly.
AUGUCAUCCUCGUGGCGUGAAGAUGAUGAGGACUACCGUAUUGGAGGAGGAGCCAGAGGAGUGGGGCUGAAGUCCAAACCCAGGUUUUCCUUCCAUGAGAUCAAAGUUCUUCUGGAGGCUGUGAAGAGAAACAGAUACAUCCUCCUCAGUGAGUCGAGGGCUCAGUGCGCUCUGAUCGUCUGUAGUUUGACUGUACAAAUGAAAAGUUAUGAAGCUUUUAUCAGAUUUUGGGGCGUCUAAGAGACGGCUCUUGUUGAUGUUGUUCCCCUUAACACCAGAGCCAGAUUUAUCAAGGACUUCAGAGACACUUAUUUGUUGUCAUACUAGUUUUUCCCCCCCCCCUUUGUGUUCUUAUAUCCCAACAGGCUGAGGUUUUCAAAUGUUUGGUUGUUGCACUGUUAUUCAAAAUGGAUCACAGUGGGUUUGUCAGUCACCUGGCUCUGCUCUGAAUAUAAAUUUGGUGUAAAUGUUUGUAAGGCUGUUAGGGAACAAACAAUUCUGUCUCGCAUUGGAUUUAUUAUUCACCCCAGAGUCAUUUUAGGAGUGAAAGUUUAAGAAAGCCAUGAUUCUACCAAACCUGACUGAAUUUAUUAUGAUUCUUUCUUUGGCCUCCUACUCAAGUAUUUGGGAUAGUGUGAGCAUAUUUUCCUGCCCCUUUUCUCUGAUAACAAUCACAGAACCAGGGCUUGAAUUUUGACCUUAUCUCUCUCUCUCUGUAGGGAAGUUUAACCAAGGUGUGUCAGCUGAAACCAAGAAACAGACAUGGACUGAAAUCACCCAUCAGAUCAACGCUCUGGGAGAGAAUCACAGAGAGGUUUGUAACUGUUAGAGAUAUAGAUGUUUGAGAGAAUGGUGUCGGGGACCUAUGAGAACUUUAAAUAAAGAAUUGUAUUUUUUAGUGACUGACUUGUUGAGAGUUUUAUUGCAGAACAGCUUCAUGGAACAUUAGGAAAUCCUCUAACGCCUGGUUCACACAGGAAGCUGCGCGUGCGCUCAGCAUCAGCGCGCACGCGCUUGGCUAUUCACACAUAAAGCGUUUUCUGAUGUGCCGGUCAGACAUCGACUGCUCGGCUGUUUCCGUCUGUCCUCAGUUUCCCACGCUUACGAGCGCUUUAAACAUGGGUAAAUCAAUAUUUAUUUAUGUUUUUAUUACGUCAGACAUAAUUUAAAUAUUGGCAGCAUCUUCAAGUAUUUUUUUAAAUUAUUAUAUUGGGGUAAACAAUGAAUGAAUUGGGGAGUCUGUUGACUCCAUUGUAUGUGUGGCCUUGUUAGCUCGAGGCUGUUGACUCUAUCGUAAUAAAGUCCCGCUCCUUUGUCAUCACUGAAUAACAUCACUGAUUCUCUGCCGCUCUCCCUCCGUGUGUGUGUGUGCAUGUGGGUGCAUGCAUGUUCAUCAGGAAAAAAUAGACCAACAAGCAACACCGUAAAUCCUUUUUUUCUAAUAUAUUGAAAUUUAUUUUAUUUUGAAAAUUGACCGGAUUCUCUCGCGUCUCCUGUUCCUGACUUCCUGUCUGGUCCGAUCUGCUCUGUCCAGCUUUACAAUUGGCGCGUGCGAGCCGUUCCGUGCGCGGCGCUGACCCCGCGCUCUGUAUGAACAGUCACAAAGGUUAACACGGGCGCUGAUCCGUAACUUGGUGCGGGGCACUUCUGCUUCCGUGCGCGGCACUUCCUGUGUGAACCAGGCGUAAGACCUCAAAGAAUUCAUUUCAGUUUUUUCGUGAUUUUAUUUUUGCCUGAGUCCUAAAAAGUUCUGAAAAAGUGUCAAACUUUAUUAAAAAAUGUUGAAUUUUGUUCAUCCCUUUUAACAGUCUCACUUCAGCUCUGACUCAUCUAAAACUAAAACCACUUAUUCUGUUACGGUCACUCCAAAUAGUCCUUUAUAUGAUGAGGAAGAACAUCGUAACCUGAGACGGACCUGCCUAUCCGAACCCUGAAGAACAUUAAAGGGUCUCUGAUUUGCUUAGUGAUCCAAGUAGCUCUUAAACUUGCUGCUCUCUCUUUUAACCCUCCAGAUGUUUCAGCACUAACUUCAGAUCAGUUCUCAGUUGCAUGAGUUAUUUUUUUUAUGAAAACCGACAACAUAUGAAUGAAGGUUUUCACUUCCUCACAGGUUCGUCAGAUCAUGAAGAAAUGGGCGGAUCUCAAAUGUGACGGGAAGCGGCGCCUCAUUGCCCUCCGAGGGGUGAACGGCCACCCAGCCAAGAAAAAGAACAUGGGCCCUGUGGAGAGGAUGGUCCAUAAGAUCCUGAUGAUGAGUCCCAAAGGAAGUAAGGCGUCUUUAGUUUACCGAUUAUAGUUUAGAGGUGACGGCUAACUCAUGGCAGACCUUUGAAAUCAAAGUAUUGUACGGGCUAAGAGACAAAUGGAAGCUCUUUGAAUUGUUUCCUUGUUUUAACCCUUUUUGUUCCUCUCUUUGUUCUCAGACGGCGAGAGUGAUCUCGACCUUUGUGCGGACGAGGACUUUGCAAAGAUCUACAGCGACGCCCCACCCUCUAACCCUUCACCUUACUCCUACCUCAGCAUGACAGACAGCUCUGUACCCGACAGGUUCUCCUUCGACAUGUCUCCACUCUCCUCACCAGAGAACGAUGCUAGUGGUGAGUGCAUGGCAUGAUCACUUUUUCGAAAUGGUUCAGAUUAAAAUUCUCUUCAAACUCGUGUCAGCAGUUUUGUUGCAUACUCAGGUUGUUGAUGAGCUUCACAGGCUCACUGUGGAAAGGAGACAGAGACUAACUUUCUUGUAAGAUAACUUGAGUUGCAAAGAAAAGCUGAGAAAAACACAAGACAGAAGGUUUCGGUAUGAAAAUAAGCAGAAAAAACAAGACCAAAGGAAAACAUGAAAAACCAUCUGGGGCUCAGAUAAAAAUGAGGAUCAGUGGAAUAAAAGGAUGUUACUGGUGCACAACAUCAAAAAAUAUCCCUAUGUUUUUGGUUAACAUGCUCCUUUGACCUUUAUGGAAAACAGCCUCUUUAUGUUUCAAUCGUUUUAUUUCCUGUAAAUAAAAUCAGGCGUAAUAACACACUGACUCUGAUUUCCCAAUUGACAAACUUUGUAGCCCAGGUAACCGUUUUAAAAAAGGAUUGAAGAGUAUAAGAGCCGACAGUGGAGCAGUCAAAGACAGGAUUUGUGCAUGCUCUGUUUUCAUCUGGGGCCUAUUCUACGAAGCAGGAUUACAGCUUAGCGAGGUAACUUCGAGGGUAAGUUCGGGGUUUCCUGUUCUACGACGCGGGUUCACUUCUUAGCGAGGCGAGUCUCCAUGGCAACGUAUGCCGAACGGCUAACCUGCUCCGGGGCAGGUUAGGUUUCAGAUUGAACUCACCGAGUAUAAAAACCCCUCCGAAAAAUGGCUUGUCUGUUCUUGGAGGAUCCUAUAGACCUCGGUGCUCGCAUUGUCCGAGGAGCACUUCAGCGUGUGAGAGUUUUCAGAGACCGCACGGACCCACUUACUUUUCCGGAUGACCACCUUUAUGAAAGGCUCAUAUGGCCGACAUAUCACACAAAAAAUGUAAACACGAUAGGAAUGAACAAAUGAAUGAAUUCAUAUUGGAAAUGAAUUAGACAUGUCUGGUGUAUGUUAAAUCACAUGUUGAACAGUGCUAUUUCAGGGUGAUAAUGGCAUCAAAGAUUUUUUGCGCACUAUUCUUCCGCAUUGAGACUGUUGGCAAUUUUCUGCCAGCAUUCCUUCCGUGCUUUUGCAGCGUUGACGGUGUUGCUUUUGAGGUUUAUGAUAGAUUUGAAUUCUUCAUACUUUCUCAUGAUCAUCUCCUGCUCCUCGUUUGUAAAGUACGCGGUCCUUCGCUCUCCGGCCUGCUCUGACGCUCCAGACUGGUCCAUGUUUGCGAUUGGUCAGACGCGGCGGGCUCCGCCUUACAAGCGUGCACGUGCUCAUAGCAAAGCUGGAUCCACUUACGAGGUUGAUAACCAGCGUCGUUAGACCGUUUAGCGAGACCGCUAGCUACUGCGCUAAAUUGAGGUAGCUCCAAGGCUACCUCGCUCGGUUUAACUUGCUUCCUGGAAUAGGCCCCUGGUCAGUAAGCGGAGGUGGAUGUUUUCAUCUUCAUCUUUCACUGAGCUGACUAUGUGGCUUUUUCGCAGGUGAUCCUUUCCAUUCCUCCUCUGAGUUUGACUUGGACCUGGGUGAGGAUGGAGGUGAGGUUUCAUUUGCAAAGAGUCAUUUUCUUAGACUUUAAGAUGAAGAGCAGAAUCUCAAACUUUCAUCUGAAUUCAUUUGGAAAGGAUAUCAGAGACAAAGGAAGAGCCUUGAUGCAAAGAUAGCAGUUUGUGUUUGCAAAUAAAGUUUUCCUCAAUAUAGAAGAUUGACCCGACCAGUUGUGGAGAGUGAAAGAUUUUUGAAUAAAGGGAGAGGGGAUUUAUGAUUAGCAACAAAAAAAAAAAAAAGAUUUUGGCAGGGAAGUUCAAAACUGUUUUGCAGUUUCUGUGUUGCCUUCUUUAAAACUAGUUUUUUUUCUUCAGCUUUUCUCGUUAAAAAUGAUAAAAACGUGCCCAAAUGCUUGUUUACACGACUCAAACCAUCUGCUUGGCAGACUUAAGUAGAAACAGUGAUGUGAUUGUCAUCCUGGAUCCCAAUUAACCCUUCAAAAAAGUCAAACCAACCAAUCAUGGCAACUGUGGAACAGAAAUGAAAGCAUAAUGAGAAAUAACAUGAUCGAGAAAGCAGGGCGACCUUGAAUAAAGAGAAGUAACUGCUGCUUUCAUCAUCAAACCCUUGGCUGAUAUUUUCAAACUCAUUUAGAACGACACCAUCCUGCUUUCCCAGCUGGCACAGAUAUGCCCAUAAAAUCACACAUCUCUACUUUGAUCAGGAAAAGCUUGGAAGGUUUUUUGUGCUGCUGAGUGUAAAGUCAACUCAUGAUCUGUUUUUCUGUAUCCCACCAGAGCAAUCCAUGGACUAUGACGACAACGAAGACUCCAUGUUCUCCUACCCUUCCUCGCUCCCUCCACCCUCCUCCGCCCUGCAGGAUCAGGAGCUGCAGUCCGAAAACGGCCAGCUGAGGAUCAAACCAGUCCACACGUACUCCCGAACCAUCAGCCAGACCAAUAACAACGACAACAACACAAACCAUGUCCAGAACAACACCUCCUCCAAACCUCCGCCUGAACCCUCCUCUGUGGCCUCCACCUCUUCAGCUCCCCCUCCAGUAUCUGAUUCAGGUGCUUCUUCAUCCUCUGUUCCUCCUUCUAAGCCCACAACAAGCUCAGACACCACUGCCUCCUCUUCCUCAUUUGUACCUCCUCUCCCUCCUCCCUCCACUGCACCAGCCAACGAUGCUGCCUCUCAGCCUGCACCCUCCUCUUCCUCUGUCCCUCCACCUCCUCCUGCUUCCUCCACCCCUGCAUCCACUUCUUCCUCUGCAGCCUCUACUUCAGCUUCUGCCCCCUCUUCCUCCAACUCUCAGCGACCUUCUCCAUCUUCCUCCUCCUCUUCCUCUGCCCCCUCUUCUAAUAAGAACCCCACCCAGAGCUCCAUUGACCCUCUCCCUGCUGGAGCAUCCUCCCGCCGGGUCCAAGACCAUGUGGCUCAGAUGGCGGUUCAGAGCCUGGAGCAGCAGCGAGCCAGCAGGAUGCUCCUGACGUCAGUGUCUCAGUCUCUGGAGGCGCUGGCUCAGUCGGUGCAGCUGCUGGUGGAGAGUCAGCAGGAGUUUGUGCAGGAGUCUCUGCUGCUGCAGAGGGAGACGGUGGACGUCCUGAGGGAUUUCUCCAACACGGCGCUCACCAUGCUGAGAGACAAAUCCAACAGUGGUCAGACGCAGACACGACAUCACCACCCUGCCUCACACUUCUGA